GGGUCAAAAAGGCGUUAUAUGUGACAUGUUGUUAAAACCGACAUCACAACGUAAUUUGUCAUUCAAAACCCUGUAAUUUGAGGUGCUACAUGAUAAGAUUCGACAUAUCAGGCAAAUAAUAAACGAUAAUGUGUCCAAAGGGCGUUAUACAUGACAUGGCGUUAAAACAGACACCGCAACGUAAUUCAUCAUUCAAAAUCCUUUAAUUUGAUGGGUCACACAUUGAUUUCUGAUUAUCCGUUCCGAAGAUACAUGGUACAUUGCCAUAACGGCCUAAGGGAUAACUUGGUUGAGCUGUAAAUGCUUAUUUAUUGUUAUUGACGUUAAAACAAAGCCAUUAGCAUAGAAAAAUCUCGUAUCGCAGUUUGAUCUCUAGCAAAUCCUAAUUCGCUCAAUUUUGCACCAAGUGCUCCGUGCAAUAUAUCAUUAGAAAGGUCUUUUCAUACAUAUUAAGAAAAUCACUGACCAAGUGUGUUACGGUCAUUAUUUAUGGCUGAAAACGACAAAAAACUACAAAUUCUCAAUGUACUAUAUUGACACAAAAUGUACUUAUAUGGUACAAAAAAAAGGCCUUAUACAGAACAUUGUGUUAAAACAGACAUCACAACGUAAUUCGUCAUUCAAAAUCCUUUAAUUUGAUGGGUCAUACAUUGAUUUCUGAUUAUCCGUUCCAAAGAUACAAAUAUUUGUACAAAAUUAUGAAAAAUCGAAUAAUUUGAAAUAUUUACAAAAAUAUUUUAAGUUGUUUGUUAACAUGCCGGGUGUGUAUGGUUGAUAAGAAAAGAGUGCAGACGUUAUUUUUGUUAAUAUUAACCUCCAAAGAUAUGACAAGCCACAAUGCUAAAAGUCCGGAUGUAGUCGGAUGAGAACAUGUAACCGCAGUUGUUAUUUGUGUAAAUGUUAUCACAUAUUUUUAAAACUAUAAGGUCUUGUUUUUGCAAAACACAUUCAAACAUUUGAUCACGUUCAUGCUGUGUGAAUUUCGCCUAUAAAUACUGAAACAGACGAGCAUAUACCACAGUCGACAUCUGACAGUUUCUACAGUAUAGUUGCAGUGUUCAGUGGAAAAUAUUCAAUUAAGAUAUUCCUAGCGUUCAGACGUGUGCUCUGGUGAGUUUUAUAUAGUUCAGAAGUGUGCUUUGGUGAGUGAUAUAUUUUAAAAAAUUUUUGAUUUUUUGAAAAUUUGUGGUUUUUAUCACAAUUUGUAGUUUUUUUUUUUCUGAAAAUUUAUUUUUGAGUUUUUUUGUUAAUUCUCUAGUUUUACGAAAAUUUUACAUUUUAAUUUAGCUUUGAAUUUGCUUAAAAUGUCUUUAAUUGCUGAUUUAAUUGUUAAAAUCGCAUCCAUCUUGGGAUUAAUCCCAAACAAUUAUAAUGAUGAAAAGAUACGAGAAGGCCUCAUGAAAUGUAAUAAGGCAAUCAAAAAUAUCAGGGACUCUAUGAGAUAUGCUAAGACAAUGGGGGAGAAACAGCAUUUGGAAGCCCAGAUGCGGCAAGUGAAAACGCUACGAAAUCAGUUAAAGGUCGAACAAAAGAAGGGGGCGGGACUGACACCUACAAAGGAGACUGCAAAGCAUAGGGUACAAUGGGAUGACUCUUUAUCUGCGUUCAACUCACGAAUUCGGACUGGGGUCAUCUCAAACCUUAAACACAAGGACCCUGGCAGUUUUCUAGUGGAUUGCAAAGCCCUGUUCAAGCGGCGAAUUCAGAACGCACUAAAGAAAGAGGCGGCCGUUAAGGUGAAUAUAGCAUUUGGUGGAGAAUUCGAGAUUGCUCAAGGCGAUAAGAUGAUCAAUGAAACGAAGUACUUUACUACUUCAAACUCAGCCAUAUAUCGGGACACGAAUCUUGAUGAAUGGUUCGAGAAAAAAGUAGUGGAGCCCAUCAGCCGAGACUUGGAAGAAUUCCAAGAACGUGAUUCCGGAUGGGCUCUAAAGGCAGUUGUUAACCUGGGGGUGAAUAUAAACAAAUUUACACCGCAACUUGGCUCCUCCUACAUUGAACUUCCUCCUCAGAUUAAGAGAAAAAAAGCAUGCGUAAAUGUCAAAAAUGAUGAUGAGGCAUGCUUUGCAUGGGCAAUUGUAUCGGCGUUAUAUCCUGCUACCAAAGAUGCUCAAAGAGUUUUCAAAUAUCCACACUAUUCUGAUGUAUUGAAAUUAAAAGGUAUUCAGUUUCCAAUGACCAUCAAACAAAUUCCUAACUUUGAAAAACAAAACAAUAUAUCCAUUAACGCAUAUAAUUUGAAAAAGGAGAAGAAGAACUAUACGACCCUCCCAAUCUUGCUAACAAAGAACAGAAAGGAUAAACAUAUAAAUCUUCUUCUGAUUCAAGAUAAUUAUGACGAGCCGCCUACUCAGUACCAUUACGUUUGGAUUAAAAAUUUAUCCCGCCUCCUUUCCAAGCAGCUUAGCACCGAAGAUGGAACAAAAUAUUUCUGUGAUGCCUGCCUGCAUUACUUUCGAUCACAGGAACAGUUAAAUGCUCAUAAGACAUGCUGCAAAGGUCGAUCAGAUGUUAUCUGUGAUAGGUGCUUACAACCGUUUUCAUCAUCAAAACAGCUUGAAGCGCACACCACCGAUUGCGUAAGAAUUAAUGAAACAGCCAUCAAACUGCCAGACGAGAGUAGAAAAAUGCUAAGAUUUAAGAAUUAUAGGAAUAAGAUUAAAGCCCCCUUCGCCGUAUAUGCAGAUCUCGAAAGUGCAUUGAAACGUACGGGAGAUCCUAAGAAGUAUCAGGAACAUAUUCCUGUAGCAGUUGGGUAUUUCUUCAAAUGCUCAUAUGAUGAUACUCUCUCUUUUUAUAACUCUUAUCGAGGAAAGGACUGCAUGAAAUGGUUUGCAGAUGAACUUAAUCAGCUUGCUGAGAAUGUAUCUACAGUGUUUAUGUGCCCCUAUGAUAUAAAUAUGACAUCUCAGCAGGAAAGAGAUUUUCAUGCUGCCACUCAUUGUCAUAUCUGCGAGCAGCGCUUCUCCCCCAGUGAUAAGAAAGUCCGAGACCACGAUCACAUGAUUCCUGAACAUAACUACAGAGGGGCGGCCCACGAAGGGUGUAACAUUAAUUACAAAGAUGCUCACACUAUCCCAGUGAUAUUUCAUAACCUUAGCGGGUAUGACGCGCACUUCAUUGUUAACGAUAUUGCUACGCAUAUCAAAGGUCCAGUAGAUCUUCUUCCUAUUACUAAGGAGAAAUAUAUCUCUUUUACGAAACAUAUCGAUCAUGCUCGAAUUAAAUUCCGUUUUAUCGAUAGUUUUCGAUUUAUGGCUUCUUCUCUCGAUAAGCUCUCUUCGUAUUUGACAGAAUAUCCUAAUCUCAACUCUCAAUUUUUAUCACUAUCUGAGGAGAAUUUCAAUCUUCUAACUAAGAAAGGUAUUAUGCCAUAUGAUUAUAUCGAUUCAUUCCAAAAAUUCAAUGAAACAUGUCUACCGCCCCAGGAAGCAUUUUACAAUAAACUUGAGGAUAAACCAUGUCCUCGUCGGCAUUAUCGUAGAGCCCAAGAUGUCUGGUCUUCAUUCUCCUGCUCCAAUCUCGGGGAUUAUAUCGAUUUAUACAUGAAAACGGAUAUUCUCCUUCUUGCGGACGUCUUUGAGCAAUUUCGAUCCAGUUGUCUUAAAACAUAUAAUCUUGACCCAGCUCAUUACUUUACUCUUCCCGGCUUCACAUGGGAUGCAAUGCUUAAGCAUACAAAACAGGAACUGGAGCUUUUAACAGAUCCAGAUAUGUUUUUGUUUGUGGAGCGUGGUAUUCGUGGUGGUUUGAGUCAAGUAUGCUCGAAACGUCGCGUCCACGCUAAUAACAAGUAUAUGGAAUCUUACGAUCCAUCAAAGCCCGACUCCUAUCUCAUGUAUUUCGACGUUAAUAAUCAAUAUGGCUGGGCAAUGUCGCAAUUCCUUCCGUAUGGAGGGUUCGAGUGGGUUGAUGCUAACAUCGAUGUUCUGUCCACACCUGACGAUGCUUCUGAAGGGUACUUCCUCGAGGUCGAUCUGGAGUACCCCCAACAUAUUCACGAUCGUCAUAAGGAUCUUCCGUUUUGCCCCCAAUCAUUGAACCCUAAAACUAUGCUUCCUCCUAAACGACCGCGAGAGCAAACCAAAUUAAUGGCUACCCUUCAUGAUAAAGAAAGAUACGUAAUUCAUUACAGAACUUUGAAGCAAGCGCUAGCACACGGAUUGGUGCUCAAAAAGAUUCACCGAGUCCUAAAAUUUAAGCAGAGUCCUUGGUUAAAAUCAUACAUUGACUUGAAUACAAAUCUCCGAAAGGCAGCGAAAAAUGAAUUUGAGAAAAAUCUCUUCAAGCUGAUGAACAACGCUGUGUUCGGCAAGACCAUGGAGAAUGUGCGCAAGCGCGUUGACAUUAAAUUGCUUACUGAAUGGGAGGGUCGUUACGGAGCAGAAGCUAGAAUAAGUAGUCCCCUAUUUAAGAAUGCUACUAUUUUUAAUGAAAACUUGGUAGCUGUCGAGAUGCAUAGAGCGGAAAUAUGGUUGGAUAAACCAAUAUACGUGGGCAUGAGUAUAUUGGAUUUGGCUAAAACCACGAUCUAUGAUUUUCACUAUGGGUAUUUAGAUAGAAGGUUUGGUGAGAACUUUACGACCUGCUAUACAGAUACCGAUUGUGAGAUCGUAGAGAUACGGGAAAAAGAUCCCUAUGAAGCUGUGAAAACAGACUGCCACAAGUAUUUCGAUACAUCUGACUAUCCUAAAGACAAUAUGUAUGGCAUCCCCCAGGUUAAUAAAAAAGUACUUGGACUGAUGAAGGAUGAGAAUAAUGGAUGCAUUAUGACAGACUACAUAGGGCUCAGAUCUAAAUUAUAUACAACAAAAGUAGCUAUCACAGAUAAUGAUAUAAUGAAACUGAGGGGAAAGUUAAUAGAUCAGGAGUAUGAGGACGAUGAGAUUGAAAUACUUAUUAAAAAUUAUGGUGUGACAAAGAAGGCGAAGGGGGUUAAAAAAUCUGUUGUAAAGACUAAAAUUACCUUCGAAGACUAUGUCGAGUGUUUGGAUACCUUUACAACUAAGACAGCCUCGCAGAAUCUUAUACGCUCUGAUAAACACCACGUAUAUACAAUUACACAAAGCAAGAUUGCUCUUAGUCCCACUGACGAUAAACGAUAUCACCUUCCGGAGUCUUAUGAUACGCUACCGUGGGGACACUAUCUAGUUGAUAAUCUUAAGAUGGAUGUUGAUUAGAUUUAACACAAAUCAGGAUUACAAUAAGCCAGCCAUAUUUUAUCAUUUAUCCUUGAUGAUCUGAUUGCCUUUAAGAUUGAUGUUGAUUGAAUAUAGUCAUUUUUUAAACUUUAUUACAACCACAAUAUACAUCUGAAUCAAACAAUUUUUUUAUUAUAUUCCUCUUAUCAUCCUUUAAUAUCACUCAUUAUUUUAAUGUCAUUAAAUAUUAUUUAGUUGAUUGAAUAUAGUCAUUUAUCAAACUUUAUUAUUACAGCUAACAUAAUGCUAUAUAUAUCUGAAGCAGGCCCUUUUAUUAUAUUCCUUUGCUCAGCCUUUCCUACAUUCAUCGUUUUUAUAUAAUAUGAUAAUUGUACUAGAUCAUAGUUAUGCAUCUCAAAAUUAAGUAAAAUUAUUAAGAUUAGCACAUAUAAAAAAAAAGAUGUUUAGUUAUGACCACUAAAAAGAUAUCUGAUAUGGACCAAAAUAACUGGCAAAUUAAUGAGCCGUUCUGGUUAACUCUAGAACCGUUGCUCGUGUAGCCUCCAAGUUAAGACGAUCGAUAACUUAAUGGUCUUCUUUUUCCCCGAUUUAGUUUUAAGUCUUCGAUAGCCUGUCACAAAACAGGAGUCGGAAAAAUACCUAGUUUUAAGAUUAGAUAACCUAGAGCUACCGCAUUUACCCUCAAUAAUUCAUUUUGAAUACUAUAGUAUCUAAUGAAUUAGAAUUAACACCAAAGUUUCGAUGUUUUAACAUUAAUAUGAAUAAAAGAUGUCCAACAGAUCAAUAAAAAGAUGUCUACUAAACCAAGUUAGAUAAUAAUGUGCUUAUCUUAGUAUGUAAGUUAAGUAUAUGGCUAUCAUUAAAUAUAUUGUCAUAUAAUGUAAAAUAAUUCAUUCCUACUAACCAUCAACUCUACUAACAUGGCGGUCGAUGUAGUCGUACCUUCACGUUGGUGACUGCUGUUAAGAACAUAUUUUUGUUUUUUUUUUUUUAACAAAUUUAUGUUCGACCGAAUUGACUACUUUUCAUUCAUUGCAUGCUAACAUCAUUUUUAUAUGUCAAAUCUUAUCAUGUAGCACCUCAAAUUAUAGGAUUUAGAAUGUCAAAUUACGUUGUGAUGUCUGUUUUAACACCAUGUCAUGUAUAACGCCCUUUUGACACAUUAUCGUUUAUUAUUUGCCUGAUAUG
Molecule: messenger RNA, 6350 nt
Organism: Diabrotica virgifera virgifera (western corn rootworm)
Lineage: Eukaryota; Metazoa; Arthropoda; Insecta; Coleoptera; Chrysomelidae
Exons: 3
Coding region: 1305-5180 (1291 amino acids)
Source: RefSeq, a predicted model, not a curated record